This is a messenger RNA of Perognathus longimembris pacificus (Pacific pocket mouse), 3324 nucleotides long. RefSeq names its product protein phosphatase 1 regulatory subunit 26 (gene Ppp1r26). Gene Ontology annotation, biological process: negative regulation of phosphatase activity. NCBI's taxonomy places the organism in Eukaryota, Metazoa, Chordata, Mammalia, Rodentia, Heteromyidae. Gene Ontology annotation, molecular function: protein phosphatase inhibitor activity. The record is from RefSeq and is a predicted model, not a curated record.
GGGGGUGCCUGCCUGCCCGGCCGCUCUGCUAGGAUGUUCCUCAUGAACGCCCCCCCGGUGGCCCCGCUCCGGUCUCGGUGGGGGCCCUCGGGCCCGCCCGGAAGCUUCCGGGUCCCCGGCCUCUUCUCGGAGUCUCGGGGGGCCGCCGCCCGCGCCUCCGUGCGCGCCAGCGUGCAGAUGAUCAUCAGCUCCCUGCAGCGCGAGGAGGCGGCGGGGGGCGCCAGCCACGGGCGCGCGAGGGCGCAGCGGGGCCGGCCCGCGGCCGGGCACCGGGGGCGGCCCGUGUUCGCCACCUGCGGCCGGGCCGCCGACGGGGACCCCGGCCUCGCCCCCCCGGCGCCGGACUCCGACAGCGACGACUCCGUGGACAGGGGCAUCGAGGAGGCCAUCCAGGAGUACCUGAGGGCGAAGAGCGGGGGCCCCCGGCCCGGCCCCCCGGAGCCCCCGCCCCGCCCCACCCCGCCCGUCCUCGGCCCCCCCACGCCGGCGCCCGGCCCGGCCGGCGCCCCCGGCGGCUCCCCGGGCAGCGCGAGCAGCGAGGACUCCUUCGAGCAGAGCAUCCGGGCGGAAAUCGAGCAGUUCCUGCACGAGAAGAGACGGCACGAGACCCGGAAGGGCGCCGGGCCCCCCGAGGCGCGCGCGGACCCCGGCGGGCGCCCCACGGCGGCCGGACUCGACGGCCCGGGGCCCCGGCAGGGCCCGGCCGCAGCCCGCAAGGAGUUCGUGUUCCGGAGGCCUCCCAGGCUGGCGAAGGCCAACGCCCAGCCCGAGGCCGCGGAGCCCCCGAGCCCCCGCCGCGCGCGGCCCGCCGCCCCCCAGCCGCCCCGGGGCCGGCCGAGGAGGGGCGCCGGCGCCCCCAGGGGCCGGCGGCUCCGGAGCGCCGCCCUGCCGCCCGAGGCCUCCGACUCCAGCAGCGAUGACGGCAUCGAGGAGGCCAUCCGGCUGUACCAGCGAGAGAAGACCAGGAAGGGGGCCGGCGGGGAGCCACCGCCCCGGGCCCAGCUCGGCGGGGAGAAGGGGGCCACCCCGCCGCCGCCGCCGCAGAGCCCGGGGCCGGAGGCCCGCCGGAGAGCCCCCAGCAAGAAGAAGCCGGCCGCCCCCAGGGCCCCCGACCCCCCCGCCAAGCUCCCGAGGGACGCCCAGGCCCCCGCGGCCCCUGCGCCCCCCGCCGGCGAGCCCGCGGAGCAGGCCUCCCGCCGAGCGGAGGCGUCCGCCGAGCUGAUGUGCGCGGAAGCCAUCCUGGACAUCUCCAAGGCCGUCCUCCCCCCCAGGGGCCCGCCCCUCCGCGCCCCGGCCCCCCCGUCCCGCCCCGGGGGCGACAGCAGCGCGGUGGACAGCGACGACAGCAUCGAGCAGGAGAUCCGGACGUUCCUGGCCCUCAAGGCCCGGGCGGGGCGCCCGCAGCCCGCCCCCCGCCCGCCGCCGCCCCCCGCGCCCGGCGCCCAGGCUGACCCCCCCGACACCCUUCUCCCCAAACCACCCGAGCGGCCUCUGGGCUGCAAAAGAAAGCGGAGAGGGGGAGGUGGCAGCGCCCCCAGGCCGGCCACGCCCAAGAAAGCCAGGGACCCGAGAGAGGGCGCCCAGGACGGCAGCCACGGCCCGACGGCGGCCCGGCCUCCCUGCGACGGGCAGGACCCGGCCCGCCAGGCCAAAGCCGGCCAGGCCCCGGCCCGGCAGGGCGAGGCCCAGAGCCAGCCCGCCCCUUCCGGGACCGCCGGGCCCCGUGACCCGCGCGGGGCUCCGGGCUCCGGGGGCCUCGGGCAGGCAGACGAGGGCGGCCGUGUCGGAGGGAAACAGAGCCCCGAGGACAAGAGUAGCUCCCUGGACAGUGACGAGGACCUGGACACGGCCAUCAAGGACUUGCUGAGAUCCAAGCAGAAGCCCCGGAGGAAGGACAGGGACCCGCAGGCCGCGGGCAAGAAGAAGGUCAGGUUCAGCACCACGGAGACGCGGUUCGUGGAGAAGCUCUGCGGGCUCCCGGGGGGCUGGGCCGGCCGGGGCCCGCGGGUGCUGCGGAGCUGCCUGUCCAGGCCCCGGGGCUGCGGCGGGGCGGGGCUGGGGCCACGGACCCCGCGCAGCCUCAGCGGCCCCGCAGAGAGGACCGAGGCCGGCGGCUCGGGGGGCCGGGCCGCGGCCCCGGCUUUCGGGGCGAGGAGGAGGACGCCCCGGGGGGCGGCGCCUUCCUGGGACACGGGAGCCGGCCGCCCCCCUCCCUCAGCCCCCGGCCCCGGCCCCCUGUCUGAGGACAGCUCGGUGGACAGCGACGACAGCAUCGAGCUGGAAAUCAGGAAGUUUCUGGCAGAAAAGGCCAGGGAGUGCGUGGGCGGUUCCGGGGGGCCGGUGGGGGGCCGGGCCGGGGGCCCCGCCGGGCCAGAGGCGCCGUGCAGGAAAGAGCCGGCGCCGCAGCCCGGAAUUCGAACCCGGAGCCAGAGAGCCAGGGGGGGCCCUCCUCCGAGCGAGGGGGGCUGGGGCGCUGAGCGGGCCGGGGCGGAGGGCGCCCGGGGCGGGAGCAGCGGCGGCGGGAACGCCUCCGCCAAGACGGCCCCCGCCGGCGGCCGGAGGAACGCCUGUGCACCCCGAGACCAGAGCCCGCGGGGGGCCACGCCCGCCGCUGCCGAGAGCCCCUGCGCCCGGCCGUCGGGCUGCGUCGGAACGCCCGCCGAGGCCGCGGGCGCCGCGGGGGCCUUCCGCCUGGACUACGGCAGCGGGGUGCCGCUGGGCCCGGGGCCAGGCCCCCAGGCUGACCCGCCCCUCCCCUGGAGCGACUGUGCCCACCAGAGCAGGCUCUCCGGCCCCUGGGUGCCGAGCGCGGAAGGCCGGGGCUCCCCGUGGCCGGGGGGCCCCGGGGGCUGGCGGGGGAAGGGGACGGAGGGGCCCGCCGGGGGCCCGGGCAGCCGCCCCCCGGGCCCCCGGAGAAGCCUGCCCUUCUCCAGCUUCCCGCCCCGGCUCUCGCCGCAGCUGUUCCACUUCGGGAAGAGCACGCCGUGGGGGGGCCGGCCGGCCGGCCUGUUCGGGCCCCCCACCUUCCCCGCCUUCCGAGAGGGCCCGGCCAGCCACGGCCCCGUGUUUGGGAGCCCACACCUGCUGGCGAGGGACGGCGGGCCCCGGCCCGGCGGGAGAGCCCGGGGGGAGCCGGGCCCGCGCCGCAGAGGCCCGGGCUCCGAGGACGGCGGCAUCUUGGACCUGAGGUUCCGCCGCCGGGCGGGCGACGGGGACCCGGCGGACCCCGAGGCCCCGGGCAGCGACGGCAGCGACGGCAGCGACACCUCGGCGGAGGACGCCGGCGGCCCCGCGGCCGUCAAGGGCAAAGCCCUCCAGUUGUGA